AUGACGCAACUGACAGGACAGCUGAUCUCCGCACUCGGACUAAGCUAUGCAGCUGUACCACUGUACCGUGCCUUUUGCUCAGCAACGGGGUAUAGCGGUACGCCCAUGACUGAUCCAUCACGCUUCUCGGAACCAUCUCGCCUGGUUCCUUCCUACAAGGACCCGCUCAAUGAUACCAAAGCGACGCAGCGUGUCCGUGUGUCCUUCAACGCAAGUACAUCGGAUGAGAUCCCUUGGACGUUUGUGCCGGAGCAACGCGAGAUCUAUGUACUUCCUGGUGAAACAGCUUUGACAUUCUUCAAGGCCCAUAAUAAGUCCCAGCAUGAUAUUAUCGGCAUUGCCACUUACAAUGUGAUUCCUGACCGUAUUGCCCCCUACUUUAACAAAAUCGAGUGCUUCUGCUUUGAAGAACAGCGCAUUCGUGCCGGUGAAGAAGUUGAUUUGCCUGUGUUCUUCUUCCUCGACAAGGACAUGUUGGAAGACAAAGAGACACGCGACGUCAAAGACGUCAUCCUGGCGUAUACCUUCUUCAGUGCGCGUCGCAACCCCGUGAAUGGACAGCUUGAGCCUGAUACAGACUUGUCACUGUACCGUGUAGGUAAGGACUCGUUAUAG
This is a messenger RNA of Malassezia sympodialis ATCC 42132, 615 nucleotides long. It is a transcript of the gene COX11, whose product is annotated as Cox11p. The record is from RefSeq and is a predicted model, not a curated record. Gene Ontology annotation, molecular function: copper ion binding. Lineage: Eukaryota; Fungi; Basidiomycota; Malasseziomycetes; Malasseziales; Malasseziaceae. Gene Ontology annotation, cellular component: mitochondrial inner membrane.